AUGGAUCUUCGCGUCGACAUCGUCGAGAUGAGGCUCUGCCUGGACCAUCGCAGGCCACCAGGUAAGUUCCCCCUCAGGUAAGUGCGCUUGCUUUGUUUCUUCCUUUUGUUUGUUGAAGUUCCGCGUCGUACGCUGCGCUUGCUGCCUGCCCAUUAUAUGCUAGUCUGUCUGUCAAUAGCUAAACGACACCCUCGAUGCCUGCUGCGAUUGUCUGUCCGUCAGUCUAUGCCACUCUCUUCUAGCUAGGUGUUACGGUGCUUGACUUUGUGUGGUGCCCUCACUUUGUCUCUGACUGAUGCCUGUGUCCGCUUGUCCACUCUAGUUCUAAGUCCCCUAGCGUUAAUUAGUGUGUAUGCUCUCUCCUACUUCACUCCAUCACGUCAUCACCUCACCACCAAGGUCCCAGGCUAAUUCGAGUCGUUCUCUCACUAACAAAAGUCGUGGCCCAUAGUGGAGUCCGGCAGCCGUCUGGGAUAACCGGGCAGCCCUGUUCAGGGAUGCGUUGCCUGCCCCCGCGAGGGGGAGGGGGCUAGAAAAGGUGCCCUAAAGAUCGCUGGGAACCACGCUGUCUGUAGGCUGGCCGUGGCCGCAGACAAAAAACACACGGUCGAAACAGCCAAAACAGAAACAACAACAACAACAACAAUCACUCUCUUCCUCUUCCAGCCUAUUCUUCUUCUUCUCCUACUCCUACUUUUCGCCGCCGCAGUCGCCAGACUGGCAGGGUGAGCCCGCUCACUCUGGCAGCCUGGAAUGUUCGUUCCCUUUUAGACAAUCCGAGGAGCAACCGACCGGAACGGAGGACGGCGCUAGUGGCACGAGAACUGGCGCGCUACAAGGUGGACAUCGCCGCACUCAGCGAGACCCGAUUCUCCGAACAAGGCCAACUGGAGGAGGUGGGUGCCGGCUACACCUUCUUCUGGAGUGGUCGACCCAAGGCAGAGCGACGAGACGCGGGUGUCGCCUUCGCCAUCCGGAACGACAUCGUGGGACGACUACCCUGUUCGCCGCAGGGUAUCAACGAUCGCCUGAUGAGCCUCCGUCUGCCCCUCCGGCUAGGAGGCAAAUUCGCCACCAUCAUCAGCGCCUACGCUCCGCCGAUGACCAGCCCCAACGCCGCCGCAAGAGACAAAUUCUACGAGGACCUGCACGCCCUCUUGGCGACUGUGUCGAAGGCGGACAAGUUGAUUGUCCUUGGUGACUUCAACGCCCGCGUCGGCACAGACCAUACUGCCUGGAGGGGAGUGCUGGGUCCCCACGGUCUCCGCGGCUCAAACGAAAACGGCCUGCUGCUCCUCCGCACCUGCGCAGAACACCGCCUCAUCCUGACGAACACGUACUUCUGUCUGCCGGAGCGAGAGAAGGCCACCUGGAGGCAUCCUCGGUCGCGUCAGUGGCACCUGCUGGACUAUGUCCUCGUUCGGAGGCGAGAUCAGCGGGACGUGCUGGUGACGAAGGCGAUCGCGGGUGCUGACGGGUGGACCGACCAUCGCCUCGUCAUCUCGAAGAUGCGUAUUCGCCUACAGCCUGGCAGGAGACCACAAGGUAAGCGACCCCCAGGUAAGCUGAAUGUUGCUUUGUUGUCUUUGCCUGCUCACCGUCUCCAUUUCAGCAAUGAGCUAGCUCAACGGCUAGACAACCUUCCUAUCGCUGCCGCCGCCGACGACGCCGCCGCCGCCGCUGCCGAGAACGCCUCCGUGGAGAACCGCUGGUGUCAACUGCGAGACACGGUCCAGUCGACGGCUCUCGCCGUCCUCGGUCGCGCUCCCCGCCAACACCAGGACUGGUUCGACGAUAACGACGCCGCCAUCAGCAAUCUGCUUGCCGAGAAGAACCGCCUACACAAAGCCUACGUAGAUCACCCCACUGAGGACAACAAAGCGGCCUUCUACCGCAGUCGCCGACAGCUUCAGCAACGACUGCGCGAGAUGCAGGACGCCUGGACUGCUCGCAAAGCUGAGGAGAUGCAAUGGUAUGCGGACCGCAACGAAUGGAAGAACUUCUUCUCUGCGAUCAAAGCUGUCUACGGUCCGCCGACGAAGGGCACUGCUCCUCUCCUCAGCGCCGACGGCAGCACUCUCCUGACUGA
Spirometra erinaceieuropaei is the source of this 2089-nucleotide messenger RNA. The record is from the annotation of a GenBank genome assembly. Lineage: Eukaryota; Metazoa; Platyhelminthes; Cestoda; Diphyllobothriidea; Diphyllobothriidae.